Lepus europaeus (European hare) is the source of this 1020-nucleotide messenger RNA. It is a transcript of the gene TAAR1, whose product is annotated as trace amine associated receptor 1. Gene Ontology annotation, cellular component: membrane. The coding region runs from base 1 to 1020 and encodes 339 amino acids. Gene Ontology annotation, molecular function: trace-amine receptor activity. The transcript has a single exon. NCBI's taxonomy places the organism in Eukaryota, Metazoa, Chordata, Mammalia, Lagomorpha, Leporidae. The record is from RefSeq and is a predicted model, not a curated record. Gene Ontology annotation, biological process: G protein-coupled receptor signaling pathway.
AUGAUGCCCUUUUGUCACAGUAUCAUUAAUAUCUCCUGUGUGAAGAGCAGCUGGUCGAAUGACACGCGUGCAUCCCUGUACAGCUUAAUGGUGCUGAUAAUUCUGACCACACUAGUUGGUAAUCUGAUAGUUAUCAUUUCCGUGUCACACUUCAAGCAACUUCACACCCCAACCAACUGGCUUAUUCAUUCCAUGGCCACUGUGGACUUUCUGCUGGGAUGCCUGGUCAUGCCUUAUAGCAUGGUGAGAUCUGUUGAACGCUGCUGGUACUUUGGAGACGUCUUCUGUAAAAUUCACACCAGCACUGACAUUAUGCUGAGCUCAGCAUCCAUCUUCCACCUGUCUUUCAUUUCCAUUGACCGUUACUGUGCUGUGUGUGAUCCAUUAAGAUACAAGAUCAGGAUCAAUGUCUUGGUUAUUUUUGUAAUGAUUUUCAUCAGUUGGAGUGUCCCUGCUAUUUUUGCAUUUGCAAUGAUCUUUCUGGAGCUGAAUUUCAAAGGGGUUGAGGAAACGUAUUACAAACAUGUUCACUGUAUAGGCGGCUGCUCAGUCUUCUUCAGCAAAAUAGCUGGGAUCUUGGCCUUUAUGACUUCUUUUUAUAUACCUGGGUCUAUCAUGUUGUGUGUCUAUUACAGGAUAUAUUUUAUAGCUAAGGGGCAGGCAAGAUCAAUUAUCAAUUCAAACCAGGAGCUUCAAAUUGGAUUGGAAGGCAAAAAUGGAAUUUCACAAAGCAAAGAAAAGAAAGCGGCAAAAACACUAGGGGUUGUGAUGGGAGUUUUCCUAAUGUGUUGGUGCCCUUUCUUUGUCUGUACAGUCUUGGAUCCUUUUCUGGACUACACUAUUCCACCCACUUUGAAUGAUGUAUUGAUUUGGUUUGGCUAUUUGAACUCUACUUUUAACCCAAUGGUUUAUGCAUUUUUCUAUCCCUGGUUCAGAACUGCAUUGAAGAUGAUUCUAUUUGGUAAAAUUUUCCAAAAGGACUCAUCUAGGUGUAAAUUAUUUUUAGAAUCAAAUACAUAG